Molecule: messenger RNA, 4689 nt
Organism: Closterium sp. Naga37s-1
Lineage: Eukaryota; Viridiplantae; Streptophyta; Zygnematophyceae; Desmidiales; Closteriaceae
Source: the annotation of a GenBank genome assembly
AUGGCUACUAACGGCGUCGCUGCUGAAAGCCUCUCCGUUGGCCACGACUGUCAGGCGGAAGCUGACGUGGCAGUGACAAUAGCGGAGGGUGACACAGCUGGGAGCGUCAAGACAGCAGACAAGGGAGCAGAAAGGGCAGCGGACAGUGCAGCAGCACAGGAUGGCGAGACUCAACAAAAGGAGGGAAUGCUGCAGGGGUUCUCGGAAAAAGACUCUAGCCGGUCGUCCUGGCGUGGAUGUGCUGACGUGGCGGGUGGGCGCGGGGGCGUGGGGCGGAUAGCGCGGGGGGAGCGGCAGCGCGUGGUGGAGGCGGCGCUGGAGACGACUGAGCAGGACAACGAGGCGGUGAUGGGGAAGAUUCGCGCUCGGCUGGAGAGGUGCGUGGGAUGGGAUGGGUGGGGCAAGGCUGCUCGCAUGCGUCUGCUGCCAGACAAGCGGCGUCGCUUCCCCAUCCUCCACGGAUGCAGCGGGGUGCUCAAGCCGGGCAGAAUGACGCUUCUCCUGGGCUCUCCUGGCGCGGGGAAAACCACCCUCAUGACUGCCCUGGCAGGCCACCUGGACAGACACCUGAAGGUAGCCACCUGGACAGACACCUGCAGGUAUGGCGGCCACCUGGACGGACACCUGACUGAAGGCGUGCCUGUCAGUGCGUCCGCUCUUGCAUUUUCCCUCUUGCCGUUUCCCUCUUGCCGUUUCCCUCUUGCCGUUUCCCUCUUGCCGUUUCCCUCUUGCCGUUUCCCUCUUUCCUCAUGCGUUCCACCUCUGCAGCUUUCUGGCUCCAUAACGUACAACGGGCAGCAGCUGAAAGAUUUCAACCCUGCCCGAACAGCAUCCUAUGUGCCCGAGUGUGACGAGCACAUCGGCGAGAUGACCGUGAGGGAGACAAUGGACUUUUCUGCCCAGCUGCAGGGGAGGGGGCCGUUCCGAGUGCUGGUGGAGGAGUUGGAGAGGAGGGAGAAGGAGAUGGGAGUGGAGCCGGAUGCGACAACAGCACUGCUCAUGAAGGCCAUGGCAGUGGAGGCCAAUCCGUCCAACAUGGUCACCAACUACCUCCUGCAGCUGCUGGGGCUGGGCAUCUGUGCCGACACGGUGGUGGGCAACGCUCUCGUGCGCGGCAUCUCAGGCGGCCAGAAGAAACGGCUCACCACUGGCGAGGAGCUGGUGGGAAUGCGGCAGGUGCUGCUGAUGGACGAGAUCAGCACGGGGCUGGACUCCUCCACCACAUUCCUCAUCGCGCGCUGCCUGCGCCAUCUCACCCACUCACUCCGCACCACCACGCUCAUCGCGCUGCUGCAGCCCGCCCCCGAGACCUUUGCGCUCUUUGACGACGUGCUGCUGCUGGCGGAGGGGCACGUGGUGUAUCACGGGCCCCGGGAGGGCGUCAUGGGGCUGUUCCGGUCGCUGGGGUUUGACUGCCCUCGCAGGAAAGGAAUCGCAGAUUUCCUGCUGGAGGUGACGUCAGCCAAGGACCAAGCACAGUAUUGGGUGGAUAAGUCGCAGCCUCACGAGAUCAUGGCAGCGGGGGACAUGGCUGCUGCCUUCCGCCACUCUGCUCUCGGCAAGCAGAGACAAGCAGAGCUGGCAACCCCUUUCAAGCCAACAGACUCGUCCACGUCAGCACUGGAAACAGCCCCCUACGCCCUCUCGCCCACUCAGAUGCUGACAGCUGUCUUCGCCCGGGAGUGGUUACUGAUGCGACGCAACGCACUGCUCUACAUGGCUCUCAUCAUGCAGGUGAUAUUCACGAGCCUCAUGUCGUCCACAGUCUUCCUGUACACGCAGCGCUCCAUCACAGCCAAGGACGGCAACAUCUACCUGGGAGUGCUCUUCCUCGGCAUCACCAUGAUGCUCUUCAACGCCUUCUUCGAGCUCCUCCUCUUCACGCUCCGCCUCCCCAUCUUCUUCAAGCAGAGGAACACGCGCCUCUACCCCGCGUGGGCCUGGGUGCUGCCCAUGGCUGUGCUGUCCCUCCCGCUGUCGGCCGUGGUGGCGGCGCUGUGGACGGCUGGCACGUACUUUCUUGUUGGCUUUGCUCCAGAUGCUGGCAGGUUCUUCAUCCAGCUCCUCAUAUUCUUCCUCAUCCACCAGACCGGAGUGGCUCUCUUCCGCCUGCUGGGGGCGGUCGGUCGCAACCUCGUGGUCUCCAUCACCCUCGGCAACUUCGCCUUCAUCAUCCUCUUCCUCCUCGGAGGCUUCAUUGUCUCCAAAGACGACAUCCAGCCAUGGUUCAUCUGGGCCUACUGGAUGUCGCCCAUCACCUACACACAGAACGCCCUCUCAGUCAACGAGCUCCUCGCCCCCAGGUGGCAAGUGUCCACAGCACCACUAAUCCCCAACUCCACGGUGGGGCUGGUGGUGCUGGAGGGGAGGGGCCUCCCAACGGAGAGCAAGUGGGUGUGGAUCGGCGUGCUGGCGCUCAUCGGCUUCACUCUCCUCUUCAACGGCCUCGUUGUCGUCGCCCUCUCCAUCCUCCACCCAUGGGCCAAGGACCAGCCAGUGACAGAAGAACAGCUGGAUGCGAGAGUAGAAGCAGCAGUGGGCCUAACAGCAGCCGCCACAGCCACCAGCAGGCGCCUCUCGAAGCGUUACAGCACUGGCAGCAGGCGCAAUUCUGAGAGUCAUGGCAGGGGGGGGGGCAUGGAUGGGGAUGGGCUGCCAAUCAGCAUCAGCAUCACACGCAGCCAGUCGGGGCAGAGCGCUCGCUCUGUUGGGUCGCGCAGCAAUGGCGCCCUCGAGCGGUACUGCGAGCGAGUCUCAUCGUCUCACUCCAUGGGGCACACAAUCGAGCGCACCCUGUCCCGGGACCUCUCUGUACCGCCCGCCACCACUCGCGGCAUGGUGCUCCCCUUCCUCCCGCUGCCCGUCGCCUUCCACAAUGUGUGCUACUGGGUCGACAUGCCGCCCGCCAUGCGCUCCCAUGCCGCCCACGCCGCCGGCAACUCUGCCACCCGCCUGCAGCUGCUGAGAAACGUCUCGGGGGCGUUCCGGCCGAAAGUGCUCACCGCGCUGGUGGGGGUGACUGGCGCGGGGAAGACAACCCUCAUGGAUGUGCUAGCAGGGAGGAAGACCGGGGGGUAUAUUGAGGGAGAGGUGAUGGUGGCGGGGCAUCCGAAGGUGCAUGAGACGUUUGCACGCGUGUCGGGGUACUGUGAGCAGAGCGACAUCCACUCGCCGCAGGUCACGGUGCACGAGAGCCUGCUGUUCUCCGCGUGGCUGCGGCUUCCCCGAGACAUCGAGAGGGACGUGCGGGAGGAGUUUGUGGAGGAGGUGAUGGAGCUGGUGGAGCUGGACGUGCUGAGGGGCGCGCUGGUGGGGCUGCCGGGGGUGAACGGGCUGAGCACGGAGCAGAGGAAGCGCCUCACCAUUGGUGUUGAGCUCGUGGCCAACCCCUCCAUCAUCUUCAUGGAUGAACCCACCUCAGGUCUGGAUGCGAGGGCAGCAGCCAUCGUGAUGCGAACGGUGCGCAACACGGUGGACACGGGGCGCACUGUGGUGUGCACCAUCCACCAGCCCUCCACUGACAUCUUUGAGGCCUUUGAUGAGCUGCUUCUAAUGAAGACAGGAGGAGAGGUUAUCUACAUGGGGCCUCUGGGGGUCAACUCGAAGCAUCUCAUCAACUAUCUUCAGGCCAUACCCGGCGUGCAGCCCAUCCCUGAUGGUUACAACCCCGCCACGUGGAUGCUCGAAGUCACGGCGCCUGCUAAUGCUGAGAGCAUUGGGGCCGACUUUGCGGAGAUCUUCAGGAACUCGCAGCUGUUCAGGGACAACGAGGCGCUGAUCGCGUCUCUCUCCACCCCUCCUGCCGGCUCCGUGCCGCUCCACUUCCCCACGCGCUACUCCACCUCCUUCCUCACUCAAUUCCUCGCCAACUUCUGGAAGCGCGCGCUCAUGUACUGGCGCGCGCCCGACUUCAACGCAGUCCGCUUCUUCCUCGCCGUCUGCAUCUCCCUCCUCAUGGGAGCCGUCAUGUUCGGGUUCGGCCACUACCACGCCACGCAGCAGGAGGUGCUGAACGUCAUGGGAGCGCUUUAUGUGACGUCGCUGCUCAUGGGGUGGAACGCCGCGACUUCUCUCCAGCCCAUGCUGUGUACCGAGCGCACGGUGUUUUACCGGGAGCGGGCCGCCGGGCUGUACGGGUCGCUCCCGUAUGCGCUGGCGCAGGGGGCGAUCGAGACGCCGUAUGUGGUGGUUGAGACGCUGCUGUUCUGCGUGAUCACCUACGCGCUGCUCGAGCUGGAGUGGACGGCCGGCAAGUUUUGGAUGUACUGCGCGUUCAUUUGCCUGACGCUGCUGUGCUUUGCGAGCUUCGGCAUGAUGGCGGUGGCCAUCACGCCCAAUGAGCUGCUCGCUGUGGUGCUCAGCGGCUUCUUCGUGAUGCUCUGGAACCUCAUGUGCGGCUUCCUCAUCCCCCAGCCGGAAAUUCCUGUGUGGUGGAGCUGGUUCUACUACAUCAACCCGAUCGCCUGGUCACUCUACGGCCUCAUCACCUCUCAGCUGGGCGACAUUCAGGACCCACUCACAGUGCCAGGCUACCCAGUCCAGAUCACGGUGCAGCAGUUUCUGGACCUGUACCUGGGUUACCAGGAGCAGUGGAUUGGUUACGCCAGCCUCAUUCUCGUGGCCUUCUCCGCGCUCUUCUUUGUCGUCUUUGCCGUCGCACUCAAAGUCAUCAACUUCCAAAAACGCUAG